AUGUGCGGGAUCUUCGCCUACCUCAACUACAAUGUCUCGCGGGAGCGCCGCUACGUCCUCGAGGUGCUCCUCAACGGCCUCCGCCGGCUCGAGUACCGCGGCUACGACUCCUCCGGGAUAGCGGUCGACGCGGACCUCCCGGCGCCCCCUGCUCCCGGCUCCGCGCCGGCUCCCUACGCCGGGGCGCCCCCGCUCGUGUACCGGCAGGAGGGCAAGAUCGAGAACCUCGUGCGAUCCGUCUACGCCGUUAUUGAUGCAAUUUGGCGCAUGCUUUGGGCCAAUUUUACUGCAUGCAAGUCCCACUUCCAAAUUCUGCCACUUAUCCUGAUGCACGAGGUUGAUGAGAAGGAUGUGAACUUGGAUGCCGCAUUCAAUGUGCAUGCUGGAAUUGCUCACACCAGGUGGGCCACACACGGCGUACCAGCCCCGAGGAACAGCCACCCGCAAUCUUCCGGCGCCGGUGACGAGUUCUUGGUCGUGCACAAUGGCAUCAUCACAAACUAUGAGGUUCUGAAAGAGACACUUACUCGGCAUGGGUUCACCUUUGAGUCUGAUACCGACACAGAAGUCAUCCCUAAGCUAGCAAAGUUUGUUUUUGAUAAGGCUCAUGAUGGAGAAGGUGAUGUGACAUUUAGCCAAGUUGUUAACGAAGUCAUGAGGCAGCUUGAAGGCGCCUACGCCCUUAUUUUUAAAAGUCCACACUACCCCAACGAACUGAUCGCAUGCAAACGAGGCAGCACACUGAUACUUGGUGUCAACGAAUUGAGUGGUCAAAAGAGCGGGAAAUCUUUCAAUGAUGUCAAAGCCCUGACAGCAAACGGAAAGCCAAAAGAGCUAUUCUUCUCCAGUGAUUUAUGUGCUAUAGUGGAGCAUACCAAGAACUAUUUAGCUAUUGAAGAUAAUGAAAUCGUUCAUAUCAAGGAUGGCAGUGUGUCUAUCCUUAAGUUUGACCAUGACAAAGAGAAGCCAGCAUCUGUGCAACGAGCAUUAUCUGUUCUUGAGAUGGAAGUUGAGCAAAUAAAGAAAGGAAACUAUGACCACUUCAUGCAAAAAGAAAUCCAUGAACAACCACAUUCACUGACGACAACGAUGAGGGGUAGACUAAAGGAUGGUGCAGUUCUUUUGGGGGGACUGAAGGAACACCUCAAAACAAUUAGACGCAGUAGAAGAGUAGUCUUUAUUGGCUGUGGUACUAGUUACAAUGCUGCGUUAGCUGCGAGAACUUUUGUGGAAGAACUAACAGGUAUUCCUGUGACAAUGGAGGUUGCAAGUGACUUGCUGGACAGACAAGGUCCCAUCUACAGAGAGGACACUGCGGUUUUUGUUAGCCAGUCAGGGGAGACAGCAGAUACCCUUCUUGCUCUUGAUUAUGCACUGGAAAAUGGAGCACUUUGUGUUGGCAUAACAAAUACUGUUGGAAGCACACUCUCAAGAAGAACACAUUGUGGAAUUCAUAUCAACGCUGGUUGUGAGAUUGGUGUUGCUAGCACUAAGGCAUACACAAGUCAAAUUGUAGUCAUGGCAAUGAUGGCCUUGGCUAUUGGAUCUGACCAAAUAUCCACUCAAGCUAGAAGGGAAGCUAUCAUCAGUGGUCUUUUCAGUCUUCCAAGCAAUGCUAGUCAAGUUCUGAAACUUGACUCUGAAAUGAAGGAACUUGCCUCUUCAUUGAUCGACUCGGAAUCGCUCCUCGUGUUUGGAAGAGGUUAUAACUAUGCCACUGCCUUAGAGGGUGCUCUCAAAGUUAAGGAGGUUGCGCUGAUGCAUAGUGAAGGCAUGUUUGCUGGUGAGAUGAAGCACGGGCCUCUAGCCCUAGUGGAUGAAAACCUCCCCAUCAUCGUCAUUGCAACACGCGACGCAUGCUUCAGCAAGCAACAGUCCGUGAUCCAGCAGCUCCUUUCUCGCAAGGGGCGUCUGAUCAUAAUGUGUUCAAAGGGAGAUGCCUCUGCUGUCAAUCCCGGCGGAUCUUGUAGAGUGAUUGAAGUUCCAAAGGUUGCGGACUGUCUCCAGCCAGUGAUUAACAUAAUACCAUUACAGUUGCUCGCAUACCAUCUCACCGUUCUUCGUGGAUUCGAUGUUGACCAACCAAGGAAUCUGGCGAAGAGCGUGACCACCCAGUAA
Molecule: messenger RNA, 2118 nt
Organism: Triticum turgidum subsp. durum (durum wheat)
Lineage: Eukaryota; Viridiplantae; Streptophyta; Magnoliopsida; Poales; Poaceae
Source: the annotation of a GenBank genome assembly